Eremothecium sinecaudum is the source of this 384-nucleotide messenger RNA. RefSeq names its product 60S ribosomal protein uL24 (gene RPL26A). The transcript is spliced from 2 exons. NCBI's taxonomy places the organism in Eukaryota, Fungi, Ascomycota, Saccharomycetes, Saccharomycetales, Saccharomycetaceae. Bases 1 to 384 code for a protein of 127 amino acids. Gene Ontology annotation, molecular function: structural constituent of ribosome; RNA binding. Gene Ontology annotation, cellular component: cytosolic large ribosomal subunit. The record is from RefSeq and is a predicted model, not a curated record. Gene Ontology annotation, biological process: cytoplasmic translation; ribosomal large subunit biogenesis.
AUGGCUAAGCAAUCUCUAGACGUUUCCUCCGACAGAAGAAAGGCCAGAAAGGCUUACUUCUCCGCUCCAUCAUCCCAGCGUCGUGUUUUGAUGUCUGCUCCUUUGUCCAAGGAGUUGAGAGAGAAGUACCAAAUCAAGGCUUUGCCAAUCAGAAAGGAGGAUGAAAUCCGUAUCACUCGUGGUUCUAGCAAAAGCCAAGAAGGUAAGAUCACCUCUGUGUACAGAUUGAAGUACGCCGUCCGUGUUGACAAGUUGACCAAGGAAAAGGCUAACGGUUCUUCUGUCCAAUUGGACAUUCACCCAUCUAAGGUUGUCAUUACCAAGUUACACUUGGACAAGGACAGAAAGGCCUUGAUUGUCAGAAAGGGUGGUAAGUUGGAAUAA